This is a messenger RNA of Tyto alba (common barn owl), 608 nucleotides long. RefSeq names its product phosphohistidine phosphatase 1 (gene PHPT1). Gene Ontology annotation, molecular function: protein histidine phosphatase activity. Lineage: Eukaryota; Metazoa; Chordata; Aves; Strigiformes; Tytonidae. Bases 26 to 436 code for a protein of 136 amino acids. The record is from RefSeq and is a predicted model, not a curated record. Gene Ontology annotation, biological process: peptidyl-histidine dephosphorylation. The transcript is spliced from 3 exons. Gene Ontology annotation, cellular component: cytosol.
GUGGCGCGGCGGCGGGGCGGGCGCGAUGGCGGCGGCGGGCGCGGCGCUGGCGCGGGUGCCGGACGUGGAGAUCGACGGCGGCGGCGUCUUCAACCGACCUCUACGAGCGGAUGGCGGAGGAGCUGGCGCAGCAGGGCCUGGGCUGCGAGUGCCUGGGGGGCGGCCGCCUCUCUCACCGCCCCCAGGAGAGGAAGAUCCACGUCUACGGGUACUCGGUGGGCUUUGGGCGAGCAGACCACUCCGUGACCACCGAGAAGCUGAAAGCCAAAUAUCCAGACUACGAGAUCACCUGGGCGGACGAAGGCUACUGACCGGCUGUGGCCGGGCAGCGGCACCAGCCUGGAGCUGGUGCAGCCGCCUCCAGCGUCGGGGCGGUGGCAGCGGGCUCCCCGUGCUCGGCAGUGCUCCAGCCUCUCCUGGUUUUCCUUUGUGUUGAAUUCACCCAUUCUCCACUGUCACCAGACCUCCCACCCGCCGUGGGUGCUCUCCCCCCAGCACGGCGUGGUAAAGCCUCGGUGAAGCCAGCGGGUGCUCUGACCCGGCCUCCCUGGUGGCGAGGGGGUUUGUCCCACAUGUGUAUGUGAGAAUUAAACACGUUGGGGAGUGCA